AGGCGGCGGUGGGUCCCCGGGGCCAGGCGCUGUUGGCGGAGCCGACGGGGCGGAGAGGAGCGCGGGCGGCGGGAGGAGGAGUAGGAGGAGGGGCUGGGCCAAGGGAAGUGCGACGUGUCUGCGGAGCCUUUUUAUACCUCCUUCCCCGAGUCCCGCAGCAGCGUCUGCCGCCGCCACCGCCAUCCGUGCGUCCUGCAGUGUCUGCCCUCGGGAGCCGGGCUCCGAGUCUCAGCGAGCUAAGCCAGCAUGUCGGGGAUCAAGAAGCAGAAGACGGAAAGCCAGCAGAAAUCCACCAACGUGGUCUAUCAGGCCCACCAUGUGAGCAGGAAUAAGAGAGGACAGGUGGUUGGAACAAGGGGUGGAUUCCGAGGAUGUACCGUGUGGCUAACAGGUCUCUCUGGUGCGGGGAAAACGACAAUAAGUUUUGCCCUGGAAGAGUACCUCGUCUCCCAUGCCAUCCCUUGUUAUUCCCUGGAUGGGGACAAUGUCCGUCACGGCCUGAACAAAAACCUGGGAUUCUCUCCUGGGGACAGAGAAGAAAAUAUCCGCCGGAUUGCUGAGGUGGCCAAGCUGUUUGCAGACGCUGGUCUGGUCUGCAUCACCAGCUUCAUUUCUCCUUUUGCAAAGGAUCGUGAGAAUGCCCGCAAAAUCCACGAGUCAGCGGGACUGCCAUUCUUUGAAAUAUUUGUAGAUGCACCGCUCAACAUUUGCGAAAGCAGAGACGUGAAAGGCCUCUACAAACGGGCCCGAGCAGGGGAGAUUAAAGGGUUUACUGGUAUUGAUUCUGAUUAUGAGAAACCUGAAACCCCGGAGCUUGUGCUUAAAACCAACUUGUCCUCCGUGAUUGACUGUGUCCAUCAGGUAGUGGAGCUUCUGCAGGAACAGAAUAUUGUGCCCCAUACUACAAUCAAAGGCAUACAUGAACUCUUUGUGCCAGAAAACAAACUUGACCAAGUUCGAGCUGAGGCUGAGACCCUCCCUUCGUUGUCGAUUACUAAGCUGGAUCUCCAGUGGGUCCAAGUUUUGAGCGAAGGCUGGGCCACUCCUCUGAAGGGGUUCAUGCGGGAGAAGGAGUAUUUGCAGGUUCUACACUUUGAUACGCUCCUAGAUGGCAUGGUCCUUCCUGAUGGAGUGAUCAACAUGAGCAUUCCCAUCGUCCUGCCCGUCUCUGCGGAUGAUAAGAAGCGCCUGGAAGGGUGCAGUGAGUUUGCGCUGGUGCACGCUGGACGAAAGGUGGCAAUCUUAAAAGACCCUGAAUUCUAUGAGCACAGAAAAGAGGAGCGUUGUUCUCGCGUGUGGGGGACAACGUGUGAAAAACAUCCCCACAUCAAAAUGGUGAUGGAAAGUGGUGAUUGGUUGGUUGGUGGAGACCUACAGGUGCUGGAGAGAAUAAGGUGGAAUGAUGGGCUGGACCAGUACCGCCUGACACCACUGGAGCUCAAACAGAAAUGUAAAGAAAUGAAUGCUGAUGCAGUGUUUGCGUUCCAGCUGCGUAACCCUGUCCACAAUGGUCACGCUCUGCUGAUGCAGGACACCCGUCGCCGGCUCCUGGAGAGGGGCUACAAGCACCCGGUCCUCCUGCUCCACCCUCUGGGCGGCUGGACCAAGGAUGACGACGUGCCCCUGGACUGGCGGAUGAAGCAGCAUGCAGCUGUGCUGGAGGAAGGAGUCCUGGAUCCCAAGUCAACCAUCGUCGCCAUCUUCCCAUCUCCUAUGCUGUACGCUGGCCCCACAGAGGUCCAGUGGCACUGCAGGGCCCGGAUGAUUGCAGGGGCCAACUUCUACAUCGUGGGCCGGGAUCCUGCUGGAAUGCCCCACCCGGAGACCAAGAAGGACCUGUAUGAAGCCACUCAUGGGGGCAAGGUUCUGAGCAUGGCCCCUGGCCUCACCUCUGUGGAAAUCAUUCCUUUCCGGGUGGCUGCCUACAACAAAGCCAAAAAAGCCAUGGACUUCUAUGAUCCAUCUAGGCACAAUGAGUUUGACUUCAUCUCAGGGACACGAAUGAGGAAGCUCGCCCGUGAAGGAGAAAACCCCCCGGAUGGUUUCAUGGCCCCCAAAGCCUGGAAAGUCUUGACAGAUUACUACAGAUCCCUGGAAAAGAACAACUAAAUGCCUCUGGCUCCAGAGGUUUCUUCUGAAGUGUCCUUUGAUUGCCUUUUCUAUUAUUUGUGAUUAGAUGCUUUGUAUCCAAUUGCUUCUGAAGGACUGAUUCUGAAGUUACAAUUUCAUAACUAGGUGAAUAUUGUGUCUCUAA
Messenger RNA from Elephantulus edwardii (Cape elephant shrew), 2254 nucleotides. RefSeq names its product 3'-phosphoadenosine 5'-phosphosulfate synthase 2 (gene PAPSS2). The coding region runs from base 247 to 2109 and encodes 620 amino acids. The record is from RefSeq and is a predicted model, not a curated record. NCBI's taxonomy places the organism in Eukaryota, Metazoa, Chordata, Mammalia, Macroscelidea, Macroscelididae. The transcript is spliced from 13 exons. Gene Ontology annotation, biological process: 3'-phosphoadenosine 5'-phosphosulfate biosynthetic process; sulfate assimilation. Gene Ontology annotation, molecular function: adenylylsulfate kinase activity; sulfate adenylyltransferase (ATP) activity; ATP binding.